GGCAAGGCGAAUAAAAGAGCUUAUAAACAAUGACGAGGCAGCAGUACAUGCCAGCCGUUGCGCCCGAUAACAUAAUACUGUAGGGUUGCUUUGCCUCGCAAGAUUUUGGAGUGAACAACACAGUGGCGACCCACAACCAGGAAAUGACGCUGGAAUGUGAAGUGGCCGUUGUUGGAGGAGGGGUGAUGGGAUUAAGCGCCGCCCACUACCUCGCUGCAUACGGGCGCGAUACAGUGCUGAUGGACCAAUUUCCCUUGCCACACACUCGCGGGUCGAGCGGAGGACACACCAGGAUCACCAGACUCGCCAACUAUGGCGACCCCGCCCUUACGUCCAUCAUGAAGGACUCUUUUGACCGGUGGCUUCAGCUGGAGCAUCAGUCGGGCGUCAACCUCUUCAGACCAGCUCCUUUACUGACUGUUGGCUCUAUGUCUUCGGAAAACACUGAAAACGUACUGGAUAAUGUAAUGACAUCGAUUCAUGUCAGUGGAAGCACGCCAGAAGCACUUGAUGUUGACACGGCUAAUCAACGGUUUAGAACGAGUUUCCCUGACAACUAUAAAGCUGUUGUUGACCCAAGUGCGGGUGUAUUGAUGGCAGAUAAAUGUCUAAAGACGUUACAGAACCUUUUCCUCAACAACGGCGGCCGGGUGUUGGACGGGUGGCCAGUGACUUCAAUCACCCCGGGCGAAACAGUGGAACUUCGAGGUUCUAAGGGCCGAGUGAGAGCCAAAGCCGCUGUGUUGUGUCCUGGUCCCUGGGCUGGUCCUCUCUUGGGAAGGCUUGGUGUCCAGAUCCCUGUCAGAGCAGAGAAGAUUGGCAUCUAUUACUGGAAGGUCCGAGAUCCCAAGACACCAGUGUUUACGUUCAUUGACCUGAGUCGUUCUGAGAAUCAUUUCUAUGCACUCCCAGACUACGAAUACCCUGGAUACAUGAAGUUAUGCUACCAUGCUGGGCUGCGUGCCGACCCCGACGAGCGAGAUAAGGUGAAUAUGUCGACUGUGCAAAGGAGAACAGAGGAUUAUGUGAAAAGGUUCUUCCCUUGCCUCGAGCCCAAGCCUUCUGUAGUGGAAUCUUGCAUGUAUACAAUUACCCCUGAUAACAACUUUGUGUUGGACAGGCAUCCUAAGUACCAUAAUCUGGUGUUCGGUGCUGGAUUCUCGGGCACUGGAUUCAAGAUCGCCCCAGCUUGCGGAGAAGCGCUGGCAAAAAUGGCAAUGGGUUUACAACCUCCGCUUGAUUUCUCAUCAUUCACUCUUGGCAGAUUUUACAGAAGCAAGAUGUAAAGAAACUCUUGUAAUACUGCACGUUAAUUGUAUUAUUUUUUAUGUUUAGAUGUAGAUUAAGUUAAAUGUAGAGGAGGUGAAAAGUUGAAUAUUUACAUCUGUAAAAAUAUACGCCCCAAUUCAUAUUGUAUGUCACCUAGGAAAACGGACAUAAAGUAGAAUAAAUGUAUUCAUAGGCUAAGCGUAGCGAGAAAUUCACUAACCCCCCCCCCCCCGGAAAAAAAUGGAGUCACUAGAUCUCCACUGUUACUACCGGGAAGAGAGCAGUUCAAUUGUUACCGAAUUGAAUUGUUUAUUAACUUAAUAUUUCACAUCAUAACACGAUUAAGGUGAUAGUAACUUAAUAGAGUGAAGGAAGUUCCUAUUGCAGCUAUUGUUUCUGGCACUCUUUACGUCCUCACUGAAAUAUCAAGGUGUUUUAUUUCCAUUUUCAAGUCUUUUUGCUUUCGAUAUAAUGGAGUGACCCAAGAUCCUACUGUGGCAGUUACUAAAACUGGGAUAUGAUUAUCUAUGUUAUUUCUAAGCAUUAUUAUUUUUUUUUUAUUCUGCAUAAAAGCGCAC
Penaeus monodon (black tiger shrimp) is the source of this 1847-nucleotide messenger RNA. RefSeq names its product peroxisomal sarcosine oxidase-like. Gene Ontology annotation, molecular function: flavin adenine dinucleotide binding; L-pipecolate oxidase activity; sarcosine oxidase activity. Lineage: Eukaryota; Metazoa; Arthropoda; Malacostraca; Decapoda; Penaeidae. Bases 144 to 1286 code for a protein of 380 amino acids. Gene Ontology annotation, cellular component: peroxisome. The transcript is spliced from 10 exons. The record is from RefSeq and is a predicted model, not a curated record.